GAGCCCACUGUGAUCGACGAGGUUCGGGCUGGAAUCUACCGCCAGCUCUUCCACCCCGAGCAGCUGAUCACGGGCAAGGAGGAUGCUGCAAACAACUACGCCCGCGGGCACUACACCAUCGGCAAAGAGAUCAUCGACCAAGUGCUGGACGGNAUCACGGCGUCACUGCGGUUUGACGGGGCCCUGAACGUCGACCUGACCGAGUUCCAGACCAACCUGGUGCCCUACCCGCGCAUCCACUUCCCCCUGGCCACCUACGCCCCCGUGGUUUCAGCCGAGAGAGCUUAUCAUGAGCAGCUUUCGGUGGCCGAGAUCACCAACUCCUGCUUUGAGCCAGCCAACCAGAUGGUGAAGUGCGACCCUCGCCACGGCAAGUACAUGGCCUGCUGCCUGCUGUACCGCGGGGACGUGGUGCCCAAGGACGUCAACGCCGCCAUCGCCACCAUCAAGACUAAGCGCAGCAUCCAGUUUGUGGACUGGUGCCCCACGGGCUUCAAGGUGGGCAUCAACUACCAGCCGCCCACGGUGGUGCCGGGGGGGGACCUGGCCAAGGUGCAGCGCGCCGUCUGCAUGCUGAGCAACACGACGGCCAUCGCCGAGGCCUGGGCUCGCCUGGACCACAAGUUUGACCUGAUGUACGCCAAGCGAGCCUUCGUGCACUGGUACGUGGGCGAGGGCAUGGAGGAAGGGGAGUUCUCCGAGGCGCGGGAAGACAUGGCCGCUCUGGAGAAGGAUUACGAGGAGGUGGGCCUGGACUCCUAUGAGGACGAAGAGGAGGGCGAGGAGUAGAGAAGCCCCUGCCAAAAAGGACCGUGCUCCUUCCCCGUGUUACCUGCAGAAAUCCUUUGCAAUAAACCGUUUCAGAGCCUCCGUGUCUCCCACUAACCCCCCAGCCGUAUCGGUUUCUUGCCAGGUCAGGUGUGUGGUGAGUGCUUCAGCUCUGCUGCUGGUGCUGCUAUGCUUCCUCCCAGCGCUCUGCUCCAACUCCGGCUUGCUCCCCACGCAGGUAAGAGCCCUUGGGACCGUGGCACACAUCCCACCCCGCUCGCUGCUCCAGCCAGGGGUGGGUACUGCUUCCUCGUGUGGUAUAUGGCCCCGCGUUGUAUCCUGGAGCCCAGAGGAGCAGAUUUAGCCUGGGCAGGAAAAAAUCCGCAGCUGCUGGGACUCUUCCCACAUGCAGCCAGAGGGUAGGUGGGCUUGUCUGGAAGGAGAGUGGUUGAAGCAGUGGGAGCAGCCUGGCACCCCUGUCCUUGUGGCCACGGCGCAGGACAAGGGGCAUGCCUGGCUCUGCAGUGCAGCAGGUGCACCCCACAAGGACCUCCAGCAUGGCAUGAACCCCCGCAGCUGCUUUUCUGCUGUGUUGUGGUGAGAGGAUUAAAGGAGGGGAACCCUCCCUGUGAAACCGUU
Pygoscelis adeliae (Adelie penguin) is the source of this 1407-nucleotide messenger RNA. Its product is annotated as tubulin alpha chain. NCBI's taxonomy places the organism in Eukaryota, Metazoa, Chordata, Aves, Sphenisciformes, Spheniscidae. Gene Ontology annotation, cellular component: cytoplasm; microtubule. The transcript has 3 exons. The annotation marks the transcript as partial. Gene Ontology annotation, biological process: mitotic cell cycle; microtubule cytoskeleton organization. The record is from RefSeq and is a predicted model, not a curated record. Gene Ontology annotation, molecular function: structural constituent of cytoskeleton; GTP binding.